This is a messenger RNA of Sinocyclocheilus anshuiensis, 4423 nucleotides long. Its product is annotated as DENN domain-containing protein 4B-like. The transcript has 22 exons. The coding region runs from base 20 to 3301 and encodes 1093 amino acids. Gene Ontology annotation, cellular component: cytoplasmic vesicle. NCBI's taxonomy places the organism in Eukaryota, Metazoa, Chordata, Actinopteri, Cypriniformes, Cyprinidae. Gene Ontology annotation, biological process: regulation of Rab protein signal transduction. The record is from RefSeq and is a predicted model, not a curated record.
UGGCAUUUAGACCGGCGUGAUGACGGAGGAGCGCUGUCCUCAGCUGGUGGAUUAUUUCGUGGUGGCGGGUCUGGGGGGCGACUCGUCUCCGCUGGACGAGGAGGGUCAGCAGAGGGGCGUGCGAGCGCUGCAGCCCGUCACUGAUCUGGCCGUGAUCGCCCGUGGCCUCGGGGAAGACGUUCCUGAGGGCUUCACCUGCAUCGAGAAGACCCAAGCAGGCCAUCCGGCGGAGCUGAGCGCAGGCCUGCUCAACAACACACACAUGUUCCUGUGCUACCGCAGAGGACACGACAAACCGCCCCUCGUCGAGCUCGGUGUUCUGUACGAGGGCAAGGAUCCGGUCCGGUCGGGAUGGCAGGUGAUCGAGACGACCCCGUACAGUCGUUCUGCGAGCCUGAGCUCCGGCGGUCCCACGAUGCACCGCACUUUCCUGAUGUUCCGCCGAGCGCCGGACUCACAGGCGCUGAACACACUGGGCAUCACUGAGAUCUCGCUGCUGAUGCCUAGCAAGGGCGAGACGGCGCCGCACACCUACUGCAGAGUGGACAAGAACCUCAACACCGGCAUGUGGGGUCCGGCGCUGUACCUCUGCUACAAGCGUUCAGUGGCUAAAGCGAACGCACUGGUGUACGAGGCAGGUCUGAUCAGUCGCUAUCCAGAGGAGGAUCUGGAGUCGUUUCCGCUGCCGGACUCUGUUCCGGUCUUCUGUCUGCCGAUGGGAGUGACGGUGGAGAGCUGGCCGCUCAACACUAAAUACCAGCUGCCCAUCUUCUCCACGUUUGUCCUGACCAGCGCCUCCGGAGACAAGGUCCGUCUGCUCACAGCUUAUGACCCGUUCACACCAAUAACAACCAGAUCAGCGUCCAGUUCUCUGCAUGCUAGUGUCCGACGACUCCUCACCUUCAUCUACAGAUACUCCAUCUCUGGACCGCAUGUGCUGCCGCUGGAGAAGCACAUCUCGAGCUUCAUGCACAACGUCCCGUUCCCGUCCGCUCAGCGUCCUCGGAUCCUGGUGCAGCUCUCUUCGUAUGAUAAUAUGUUGCUCUGUCAGCCCGUGUCGUCUCCGCUGCCGCUCAGUGGUGCCAGUUUUGUGAAGCUGCUGCAGAAUCUGGGUCCUGAGAACGCGUGUUCGCUGCUGCUGGCGGUUCUGACCGAACACAAGCUGCUGCUGCACUCGCUGCGGCCCGAUGUUCUGACGUCCGUCAGUGAGGCGCUGGUGUCCGUGAGUUCAGCACACAUCACAUCCAUCUCUGCAGCGCUUCACACAACACAGACUGAUUCAGAGCAGCUCGACAAGAAGAGAAUCAGUGAUGCUCUAAAGGCAGCAGUGUCAUCAUUCAGAUUAAUUCAGAGCUGCAUCAUGAUUCAUCUUUACGAUCCGCCGACUGACGUGGUGUGUGUGGAUCUGGACACCAACACCAUCUUCCAGUCUGAAGAUAAGAAGCCCCUGUCCUGGAGGUCUUUGCCGAGGAAACAUGGGAAGAUCCUGCUGAACUCUCUGUCCAACCUGCACAAAACUCUGGAGAAGAUCUAUACUCCGGGUCAGGAGGAGGCCACGCUGGAGUUCCUGCUGACGGACUACGAUCUGAUCUACGGCCGUCAGAAGCAGCUGGAGCUGGAGAUCCAGGAGGCGUUCCUGCGCUUCAUGAGCUGUUUGCUGAGAGGAUACCGAUCCUUCCUGCUGCCCAUCACACAAGCGCCCUCCGACCGAACCACGGACUGCAGCUCGCUCUUCCACCUGCAGGGGUUCCUGAAGUCUCGCGAUCGAGCGCAGCAGAAGUUUUACACGCAGCUGUCUGUGUCUGUGGACGUGGAAAAGCCGGAGGAUGUGCGUCUGAUCGAUCGUGACGAGUGUCACAGCGGUGAGCACACAGUGUUCAUUAUGCCUCCGGAGGAACCGCAGGAAGCCGACGGCUCCGAGUGUCCUGCACACUACAGGUACGACCCGCAGCUGAAGGGUUUUCUCCUGUUCUGCAGGUCGGUGGAAGUGAGGGAGACUCUGAACAGGAAGUCGGUGGAUGAAAACUACAACAACGUGUCGUCUCCGAGCCGCGGUCUGGCCGGGAAACUGCAGCAGCUGCUGACGCCCACGAGGAACCGUGCAUCGGUGCGACGAGCCGCUAGCGUAGACGACCGGCGGCCGGGAGCGAACGGACACUCGCGCCAGAAACCCUCGCGCAAGAGCCAGAUGACCGAGAGUCUGCUGAAGGCCAAGGAGCGGCUGUACAACGCCACGUCUGAGAGCUCUCUGUCUGUAGGGAGUGACAUUGACAUGACGGACAUCCAGACGCUAGCAGUUCCUCUCAGGAAGUCGUGGGAUUCUGCACAGGAAGGGGUGGGCAUUGAGGUGCUGAUCUCGAGCUGCUCGCUGUGUCCUUUCUGCUCCUCGCCGUUCGUCCCGCUGCUGAACGCAGAGAUCUGUGACCCGGGGCCCGUCUGCAGCGUGGAGCGCAGUAACCUGAGUGCGGAGGAUGAGAUGCAGAAUAUCAUGCGUCCUCCCGUCGCUCCGGACGACACACUGCAGCACCUGUGCAACGGCGUCAGAGAGACGGACUCCAGCUCAGAGACCAGCAGCCAAUCAGAGAGCAGCGUGCCAUCGGUGGGCGGGGCCCCGCAGGUGACGGUGGCGUACCUGAGCCCGCUGGUGCUGCGCAAGGAGAUGGAGAGUCUGCUGGAGAACGAGGGUGAGGCUGUUCUCUCUCAGGUCCAGCUGCUGGACAGUCACUCCAUCCUCUUCUGGAAUCUGGUGUGGUACUUCACUCGCCUCGGCCUGCCCAGUAACCUGCUGCAGCUGCUGCGGACGUCACCACUGACAACACGCCUCACACAGGGGUCAGAGGGCACGGCGGUGCACGUGAGGCUGCUGUGGGACACACUGACCCCAGAUACAGAGCAGUGGCCGGCGCUCUACAUGCUCUGGAGGAUUCACAGUGGCGUCCCCAUGCGCAGCUACAGCUGGCGGCAUCACAACCAUCCCUUCAACCUCAGCUUCCUGGAGGAAGUGCUACGCUGGAUCGGUCUGAACGAAGUACACAAGGCCAUCAUGCUCUUCCUGGAUACGGUUGCUAAGCAGCCCGGCACUCCACGGAUACAGAGGAGUCUGUACAGAGAGAUGCUCUUCCUCACGGUGGCCGCCAUGGGCAAAGAUCACGUCGCUUCCUUUGAUAAGCGUUAUAAGGCGGCGUAUGUGCGCUUGAGCAGUUCUCUGGGCCGAGAGGAGUUGAGGAGGAAGAGAGUCCAGCCGCCCAGUCCUAAAGCUGUCGACUGCAGACGCUGCUUCCUGCUGCCGCUGGAGUGCUGAACACACAUCACACACACACACACACACACACUCCGCUCGUCUCGUCUCGUAACGUCGCGUCUCAUCGUCGUCUUCACGCUGCUUGAGGAGGAAAUGCGACACACAGUCCAAGCACUUCUGCUGGUACGUUGACUGCAGACGCAGCUGUGCAUUAUGGGAACGCGUGACCCUUUCACCAAAACUGCUUCUGUAUCCCACAAUGCCGAGCAAACUGACACCCGCCCCCGCCUCGGAUGAUUUCAUAGGAUCUAGUGUGGCGUCUGGAUUUACCUCGUUUAUUUCUGUUUGUUUGAUUUCAUGGAACUCAAAGAUGAAGAUCCGGUUGUAAACGCCGGAAGGCAUCAUGGGAGUUUGAGAUAAUUCUGCACUGGAGUGACGCUCUGAGCUCCUUCAUGUUAGUGUGAGAUGUUUCCCGACCAGCAGAUCCAUCGUCUCUAUUCUGGACAGGACAGUUACUCAGUAAACUAGUCCGAUUAGGACUAGUUAGUUCCUCUGAACCGUGUUUGUGUGUGUGAGAGAGAGCAGUGCUGCUGUCGAGCUACAAACACAAACAUGUUUUAUUCAGUAAUUUAAACGUUUUAUUUUAUUCAGUCAUUUUAAAGGCUUUCUCCUGGAGAAUCAUGACUUCCUGUGAUGCUCUGAUUGGCUGACGUCCAUGUGCUGCUGUCAGGACACACACAAAGAGAUUCUGAGAAAUGUCUCGGUGUUUUCUGUUCAUAUAUUGAAAGUCAGCGGGUCCAGAGUUGUUUGUCUCCCAACAUUCUUCAAAAUACAUUUACAUUUAUUCAUUUAUCAAAUUAUUCAUUUUCAAAACAUCAGAAGACAUGAGGAGAGUGAAUGAUGGCUAAAUUGUCUCAUUAAAUGCACACAUCAAGGUUGAAUUUGUAGAUUUUAUUUUAUGCUGUUUUCAGUCCUGUCUGAUGAUGAUUUAUUUUUUCUAUAUGCAGUAGGAGUCCAGGAUAUAAUAUAAAACUAUGAAGGAACUAGAUGCAUUCAAUCCAGCUGACUUCCUGUACAUUUCACAGUACAGUUUUAAUACCAACAGAGCUAAAAGUUACAAAGUUACAAUAUUUAAUUUACAACAAUCAUUUGUGAUGAUACCAAUGAUAAUUUUCAUUAUUG